AUGAUUUUAGAUCUGCAAGAUAAAAAAUAUUUGAAGAAAGGUGUGUCUACAGAAGCAGAGAUCGAGGAGAUGAAGAUAAAGAACCCUAUUCAAAUCAUCAGCCCUAUACCAAAAGAACUUGCGACUUAUAUAAAUGCAUCCAAUCUUACAAAUGUUAAAGAUCUGCGAGCUGAGCUCUUGAAAGCGCAGGAUUGGGAAAUUAACUGUAGUAUUGAUAAGGAUCAUGGUUUGGAUCGGGCCAAGAACACCACCCAUUCCUUUGUAAGAUUGUAUGAAUCAGGAAAUCUGAAAACUGCUCAUAAGAAAGAAUGGCAUAAUGGGUGUGAGUGGUCAUUGAUUAAUAAUAUAUUCGAUGAUCUUGAAAAUUUACAAGUUGCGAGUGUGGAAAUCUCUAGUGCAGCAACAAUUAAGCGGAAAAAAUUCAACAGAGUGAUUGGUGCGAAAGACAAAAUAGCUCGAUUCAGCGUAGGGCACAAGUACGAUUUAAUUAUACGGGAAAAUAACGUGCAACAUGAACAUGCUUACGAGUAUUGUGUCAGUAAAACCGCAAUUCAGUAUCAGAAUACCAAGAAACUUGAAUAA
Phycomyces blakesleeanus NRRL 1555(-) is the source of this 582-nucleotide messenger RNA. RefSeq lists its product as hypothetical. NCBI's taxonomy places the organism in Eukaryota, Fungi, Mucoromycota, Mucoromycetes, Mucorales, Phycomycetaceae. The record is from RefSeq and is a predicted model, not a curated record. Bases 1 to 582 code for a protein of 193 amino acids. The transcript is spliced from 2 exons.